GGAGGUAAGCAAUUCAUUAAUGAAGCCAUAUAGAGAGAUUCAAAACUAAUUAUAGAAUUAUAGAUUCAACUACUACUUCUGUGCGCUCAUCUAGCUUUGUGAAAGAAAGAAAAAAUUCAAAUACUAUUUGAAUUUAACAGUGAAAAAUGGACUACGAGAUAGCUGGAAUUGUUGUAGCCCUUCUCCUGUGGGCAGCAUGGGCCGUAUCGACGGAGCGGCGCCACCGCCAGCUGGAAGAGCUAGGGCGCCUCCCACCCGGGCCACGCCCGUGGCCCGUGGUGGGAAACAUGUUCCAGCUGGCGGGGAGCACGUCCGCCCCCCACCGCUCCUUCGCGGAAUUGGCCGGCAAGCACGGCGCCGUCAUGACCCUCCGGCUAGGCUCCAUGACGACGGUGGUGGUCUCCUCGGACGAGGCCGCGCGCGCCAUGUUCAAGCAGCACGAUGCCGUGCUGGCUGGCCGCAAGAUCUACGAGUCCAUGAAGGGCGACGUAGCCAACGAGGGCUCCCUCAUCACCGCCCAGUACGGCCCCCAGUGGCGCACCCUCCGCCGCCUCUGCACGGCCGAGUUCUUCGCCGCCGCCCCCCUCGACGCAAUGCGCGGCGUCAGGGCCAGGUGCAUCCGCCAGAUGCUGCAGUGUGUCAGGGACUCCGCCGGGGCAGAGGCGGACGUGGGGAGGUUCUUCUUCGUGAUGGCGUUCAACCUGAUCGGAAACCUGAUGUUCUCGAAGGAUGUGUUGAAUUCGGGGUCGGAGAGAGGGGCAAAGUUCUUCUACCACACAGGGAAGACGAUGGAGUUCGCUGCGAAGCCGAAUAUGGCGGAUUACUUUCCGGUGCUGAGGUGGGCGGACCCGCAGAGGAUAAGGAGGCGGACGCAGUUUCACGUGAAACGGGCGUUCGAUGUGGCGGGAGAGUUCUUGAGAGAGAGGAUGAGCGAGAGAGAGGAACUUGAUGAGGAGGAGAAGAAGAAAGAUUACUUGGAUGUGCUUUUGGAAUACAGAGGUGACGGCGUUGAAGGGCCUGCCGUCUUCUCUUCAACCAUCAUCAACGUCAUCGUCUUUGAGAUGUUCACUGCGGGGACCGACACCACCACUAGCACGCUAGAGUGGGCGAUGGCAGAGCUCCUCCACAACCCGAACGCCCUCCAAAAAGUCCAGACAGAGCUCCGAACUGUAAUCGGGACUGGAGAAGAGGUACAAGAAGAAAAGCUGGAAGAGCUCCCAUACCUAAAAGCUGUAAUCAAAGAAACCCUAAGAUUGCAUCCACCACUCCCCUUCCUAGUCCCCCACAAAGCCAUGGAGUCAUGCAAAUUGCUAGGGUUUCACAUUCCCAAAGAAACCCAAAUCCUUGUCAACGCUUGGGCCAUCGGAAGAGACCCCAAAAAGUGGAAGGAUCCGCAUGAGUUCAAGCCGGAGAGGUUCAUGGAUCCCAACACGGCGCCGGACUACAAGGGCCACCACUACGAGUUCAUACCCUUCGGCUCAGGACGGCGGAUGUGCCCGGCGUUGCCACUCGCCGCGCGGGUGCUGCCGUUGGCCUUGGGGUCAGUGCUGCACUCCUUUGAUUGGGUGUUGGGCGGCGGAGUUAAGGCGGCGGAGAUGGAUAUGAGCGAGAGGAUGGGAAUCACGCUGAGGAAAGCUGUGCCGUUGAGGGCUAUACCCAUUCCAUAUUCCAAAUAAAAAUCAGCAUGCUCAUUCCUAAAAGAGACAUAACGAAAAUGAAGAUCGAUCAUGUUGUGUUAAUUUGAAUGUUGAUUUAGACCGAUCGAGGUUGAUAUAAAAUUGGUUGUUGCUUGUUAGGAUUGGUGGGGAAAUAAGAUCUUGUAUUGGAUUCCUUGUAUAUAAAUAUAUACUCCAUAUGUUUGGAAUUGUAACAAUUGUUCACGUAGAUGUUUAUGUUUCUUAAAUAAAAAAGAGAGUUAACAAGAAA
Molecule: messenger RNA, 1926 nt
Organism: Salvia splendens (bonfire salvia)
Lineage: Eukaryota; Viridiplantae; Streptophyta; Magnoliopsida; Lamiales; Lamiaceae
Product: iridoid oxidase
Exons: 3
Coding region: 147-1676 (509 amino acids)
Molecular function (GO): oxidoreductase activity, acting on paired donors, with incorporation or reduction of molecular oxygen; heme binding; iron ion binding
Source: RefSeq, a predicted model, not a curated record